AUCUCUGACAUAUAUAAAUCUGGGGAGUUUAAGACCUACGACAACUUUGUUUCGUUAGUUGCUGAAUGUGUAUGGCAGAUAAGAGAUAAAGACAGAAGGGGUAAAAUAUGGAACGAACAGAUAAGACCAACUGCUUCAGAUUUAAAGAAAACCAUUGACGCCUUAGUCGUACUUGCAGGUAAGGUUUCAAUGUACAAUGCAAAAAUGAACCCGCAAUGUUCAAAAUGUAAAGCAGCAAUGAGGAAAUAUAACUACUCCGUCAAAGAGAUAGAAAGAAUGAGAAACGACUAUGCAGAUUUAAAGAAAGAAGCAGAAAAGCCAGCAGAAAAUAAAAUGGACAUGUUAGAAUUUCUGAACAAAAACUAUCCAACAGCAGACGAUUUCCUUCUAUCUGAUGUCAAGAAGAAGUAUAAAGAAACUUUCGGUAUCGUUAAAACAUUUGACAUACUAAAAGAAGAAAUAGAAGCUACGAAAUUGUUUAGGAUUUCAAAUAUACAUCGUACAAUUCAUGUAAAACGCUUGUGA
This is a messenger RNA of Trichomonas vaginalis G3, 525 nucleotides long. Its product is annotated as organellar and viral DNA polymerase type B. The annotation marks the transcript as partial. Lineage: Eukaryota; Parabasalia; Trichomonadida; Trichomonadidae. The transcript has a single exon. The record is from RefSeq and is a predicted model, not a curated record.